This is a messenger RNA of Abrus precatorius (Indian licorice), 2347 nucleotides long. RefSeq lists its product as uncharacterized. Gene Ontology annotation, molecular function: protein binding. NCBI's taxonomy places the organism in Eukaryota, Viridiplantae, Streptophyta, Magnoliopsida, Fabales, Fabaceae. The record is from RefSeq and is a predicted model, not a curated record. The transcript has 8 exons. The coding region runs from base 317 to 1756 and encodes 479 amino acids.
AAAAAUAAUUAUAAUUAGAAAAUGUGUAAAAAAAAAGUGGUGUUUAAGACAGAGUACGAGUAGGAAUUAUCUUAUUUAAAUUAUUCCGGACAGAGUGAGAGUCAGAUUCGGAAUUCGGAAAUUUGAAACGGGAUCGACGCCCAUUCAAUUGUGGACUCCACUCUUCUUCUUAUUCAUCUCUUCACUGUCACUCACACAGUACUCAACCACUUCUACUUCCCACUGUCACUGAUUCAUAAAACCCUAUUUUCUUUGGAGCAAAGAUUUUAGGGUUGGCUCUGAUGGAUUGAGCUGAGGGAGCUCGUAGUUUGAAGAAAUGGAAGGGGGGAGAAGAAUUACGGUGAGCCCUCGACCUUGCUGCGGCCGCAGGGUCGUUGCUAAGAAGAGACCGCGCGCAGUGGAUGGCUUCGUCAACAGCGUGAAGAAACUUCAAAGGCGUGAAAUCAGCUCCAAGCGUGAUCGCGCUUUCACCAUGAGCGAUGCUCAAGAGAGAUUCCGGAAUAUUCGUUUGCAGGAAGAAUAUGAUACACAUGAUCCAAAAGGUCCUUCAUCUGUAGUAUUGCCGUUUCUGAGAAAAAGAUCAAAGAUUAUUGAGAUUGUAGCAGCACGAGAUAUUGUUUUUGCCCUUGCACAAUCUGGUGUUUGUGCAGCAUUUAGCCGAGAGACCAAUCAAAGGAUAUGUUUUUUGAAUGUCAGUCCGGAUGAAGUUAUAAGAAGUCUGUUUUAUAACAAAAAUAAUGACUCCCUUAUCACAGUUUCUGUAUAUGCUUCAGACAGUUACAGUUCUUUGAAAUGCAGAAGCACAAGGAUUGAAUACAUAAGGAGGGCUAAACCAGAUGCUGGCUUUGCUCUUUUUGAAUCCGAAUCUCUGAAGUGGCCAGGUUUUGUAGAGUUUGAUGAUGUAAAUGGGAAGGUACUAACGUACUCUGCCCAAGAUAGCAUAUACAAGGUAUUUGACCUGAAGAACUACACGAUGCUGUACUCCAUUUCUGAUAAGAAUGUCCAAGAGAUUAAGAUCAGUCCGGGAAUCAUGCUGUUGAUUUAUGCCAAAGCAAGUAGCUACGUGUCACUUAAAAUCCUUUCAAUAGAAGAUGGUACUGUUUUGAAGUCAUUCAACCAUCUUCUUUAUCGGAAUAAGAAGGUGGAUUUUAUUGAACAGUUUAAUGAAAAGCUACUUGUCAAGCAAGAGAAUGAGAACCUCCAAAUUCUUGAUGUGCGGACUUUUGAGCUAACAGAAGUUAGCAGAAGUGAAUUUAUGACACCAUCUGCAUUUAUCUUUCUGUAUGAGAACCAAUUAUUCCUAACAUUUCGAAAUCGGACUGUGGCUGUGUGGAACUUCCGUGGAGAGCUUGUAACUUCUUUUGAGGAUCACCUCUUGUGGCAUCCUGACUGCAAUACAAACAAUAUAUAUAUAACCAGUGACCAGGAUCUUAUCAUAUCCUACUGUAAAGCUGAUUCUGAUGAUUCAUUGUCUGAAGGAAAUGCUGGUUCCAUCAAUGUCAGCAACAUUUUAACUGGCAAGUGUCUUGCCAAAAUAAGAGCAAGCAACAGCUUUCCAACGGAGAAUAAUUGCAGUUGCAGUGACAAUUCUUCUGGUAGCAGUUGUUGUAAUUCAAGGAAGCGAAAGCAUGCCUCCAAAAUGAGAAGCACAGUUGCAGAAGCCUUGGAAGAUAUUACUGCUCUCUUCUAUGACGAAGAGCGCAAUGAGAUCUAUACAGGCAAUAGGCAUGGUCUAGUUCAUGUCUGGUCUAACUGAUAUAUUGUCCGACUUUACUGUUGCCCUGUGUUUAUUAUUGGCUUUUCUUAAUGGGUACGAUGAUUGUCCUGGUAUGCAAUGAAAACUUUCGAGGGCUGUAACCAUAAGUGGUCUUGUAUCAUUCAUUUUUUUUUCUUGUCAUCUACGCCUUAGGCGAGUGUGUUCUGUAGUUGUAACAGAUUUGUAUGAAGUCAUAUUCUAUGCUGGUCACUCGCCAGGUGUAGCUUCUGCUGUAAUCUAUAUUUUACAUUAAUGGAGCGGCUUCGAUGGAGUGAAAUAUGUGCAUAGUGCCAACUCUCUUCCCUGCCCAUCUCUUACUUUUUCUCCUUUUGCCCCUUGUGGCAUAUUGUGGAUAAUUCGUUUGCACAUCACAUGGAUUGUGAGGGCCGGGAUGCCAAAUAAGUGGUGAAGGUACAAAAGUAAUCAAUUAUCAGUAGAGUGUUAGCUUUACGAUUUGCCAACCUUUCCUUCCCAAGUUUCUGCCACUCCAAUCAAUUCACUUUUUUGUUCUAUUCUAUCCCACUUUACCUAUGGCUUCUUUUCUGCCAGCUACCAUCUAGUCUCGGCAAAAGCUGACACACAAACUUUGCC